AUGAGUGCAAAAUCAACAGUGAUUUAUAUCAAUCUAUCUAUCUAUCUAUCUAUCUAUCUAUCUAUCUAUCUAUCUAUCUAUCUAUCUAUCUUCGUAUUUGUCUAUCUAUCUAUAUUAGCAAAUGUAUAUCUCGCUCAUUUAACAUCUAUCUAUCUAUCUAUCUAUCUAUCUAUCUAUCUAUCUAUCUUAAUCCUUUUGCAUCUAUCUAUCUAUCUAUCUAUCUAUCUAUCUAUCUAUCUAUCUCGUUUAAUCUAUCUCGCUCUGUUUAAAUCUAUCUAUCUAUCUAUCUAUCUAUCUAUCUAUCUAUCUAUCUAUCUAUCUAUCUAUCUCAGUAUAUUCAUUAUCUCUCUCUCUCUCUCGCUAUCUAUCUAUCCAUCUAUGCUAUAUUCUUUCUUUCUUUCUUGGUUUCGUUUUCUUCGUUUUUCCCUUUCUUGUUUCUUUUCACAAGUUUUUCUUUUGUUCUUUUUAAUUUUAAAUAACCGCUUUCUUUCUUUCUUUCUUUCUUUCUUAUUUAUUUUCUUUCUUUCUUAUUUAUUUUCUUUCUUUCUUUCUAUCUUUCUUUCUUUCUUCUUUCGUUUUCUUCGUUUUUCCCUUUCUUGUUUCUUUUUACAAGUUUUUCUUUUGUUCUUUUUAAUUUUAAAUAACCGCUUUCUUUCUUUCUUAUUUAUUUUCUUUCUUUCUUAUUUAUUUUCUUUCUUUCUUUCUUUCUUUCUUUCUUUCUUUCUUUCUUUCUUUCUUUCUUUCAAUGAAACCAAGUAG
Messenger RNA from Acanthosepion pharaonis, 759 nucleotides. Lineage: Eukaryota; Metazoa; Mollusca; Cephalopoda; Sepiida; Sepiidae. The record is from the annotation of a GenBank genome assembly.